ACAACCCUUCCACUAAUUUCCUCUCUAUCAACCACCGCUCUUUCGCCCAAUGACGACGGCAACCGCCACGGUGAAAUUACCCACUGAGAAGCUCAUGCGUUGCUUGACAUGCCCUCUUUGCCAUAACUUGUUCACUAAUGCUACCACCAUAUCGGAAUGCCUCCACACAUUUUGCAGGGAUUGUAUAUCUGAGAAGAUAGCUGAAGAGGAAUUAGAGGGUUGUCCUAUCUGCAACACAAAUUUAGGGGGUGUGCCUUUGGAGAAACUCAGUGCUCGUUUGAAAAUAUGCAGGGCAGACCAUACAAUGGAUGAUUUAAGGGAAAAGAUAUUUCCUUGUAAAGUGAGGAAGGAGAAGGAACCUGAGAAAACACAGUUGUCAUCCUCGUCCUCAGUUUCGUUGCCUACCAAAAGAAAAGAGGGAUCAUAUACAACUACUGAUUCUGGAACAACAAAAAUGUUGUCAACAUCUACAUCACAAGAGAGCUUCGCCAAGCAACAAUGCCUUUCCACCAUGAUUGAUCACAAAAAACUUAACUUUGAUCUAAAUAAGCAGAACAAUGGCCAAGUAAUGGAGAGAAUAACUGAUGAUUUGAAUAAAAAGGAAGCAAGUGUAACAUGCUCAAAUGAUUGUAAGAUACAAGAUACUCUCGCUAAGGCAGAAACAAUCCAGAUUGAUGAUAACUAUUGUAAUAUUCAAGAACAUGGUAACAAGCCAAUUAUGGAAAGAGUUGAAAGAGGAUCUUAUGGAACAACUUCAGGUUCUAUUGAACAUGAAAAAUUGCAGGAUAUUUCGAGGGAAAAAAGAUUAGCUAGCAGCAACGGAUCCUCUGGUAAAUUGCACGAUCCUUUAGGUGACAUUGAUGCAGAUAGACAAUGCAACAAGUCAUCAAGUCCUAUAUGGUUUGCACUAGUUGCUUCUGAUCACCAGGAAGGAAAUGAGCCUUUGCCUCAGAUCUCCUCAAACUACUUGAGGGUCAGCGAUGGCAGUAUACCAGUGUCAUUUAUCCAGAAAUAUCUUGCGAAGAAACUAGGUCUUGCUAGUGAGAUUGAGGUGGAAAUCUCAUUCAAGGGCCAACCAGUGAGCUCCACAUUGCAUCUACAUGACAUUGUGGAACUGUGGCGACAUACAACCACAACAGUAGAACUAAUACAAAUAUCUGUGGGCAGCUCAGCCAAGGAUUUCGUGAUGGUUCUAUCUUAUGGUCGGAAGUGUUAUCACCCUGGAAAAUUCACAAACAUUUGUACUCACUUAAACAAUGGUGUUCAAUAAGAGAUCAAAUAAACACAUUUUAUGCAUC
Molecule: messenger RNA, 1298 nt
Organism: Cucumis melo (muskmelon)
Lineage: Eukaryota; Viridiplantae; Streptophyta; Magnoliopsida; Cucurbitales; Cucurbitaceae
Product: E3 ubiquitin protein ligase DRIP2-like
Exons: 6
Coding region: 50-1270 (406 amino acids)
Molecular function (GO): ubiquitin-protein transferase activity
Source: RefSeq, a predicted model, not a curated record